Messenger RNA from Ananas comosus (pineapple), 1095 nucleotides. Its product is annotated as lignin-forming anionic peroxidase-like. The record is from RefSeq and is a predicted model, not a curated record. Gene Ontology annotation, biological process: hydrogen peroxide catabolic process; response to oxidative stress. The transcript is spliced from 4 exons. Bases 110 to 1093 code for a protein of 327 amino acids. Gene Ontology annotation, molecular function: heme binding; peroxidase activity. NCBI's taxonomy places the organism in Eukaryota, Viridiplantae, Streptophyta, Magnoliopsida, Poales, Bromeliaceae.
UCCAUCCUCUACUACAACACCUUCUCACACUCCUCACAUUUACAAACACCUCUCUCUCUAUUUCUCUCUCUCUUAUAUACAUAUUUGGAGACACUAAGAACCCAUAGAAAUGAGUACUACUUCUAAAGGCUCUGGUUUCCACAUUAUUAUUACAAGUUUUGCUGCUACUGUUCUAUUGCUGCUGCUCUCCACUUUCACUUGUGAAGCACAACUUACACCAAACUACUAUGACUACACAUGCCCACAAGCUCUCUCGACGAUCCGCGCUGCCGUUCGCACCGCGAUCACCAAGGAGCGCCGCAUGGCGGCCUCGCUCAUCCGCCUCCACUUCCACGAUUGCUUCGUCCAAGGAUGUGAUGCGUCGCUUUUGCUUGUCGAUGCUCCAAACAUCGUGAGCGAGCAGAACGCACUCCAGAAUUUCAAGUCAGCCAGGGGCUUCGAAGUGAUCGACGGCGUGAAGUCUGCAGUUGAGAAGGUGUGCCCGGGGGUCAUGUCGUGUGCCGACAUCCUCGCAGUUGUCGCAAGAGAUUCUUCUGAAUAUGUGGGCGGUCCGACGUGGACGGUUAAGCUAGGAAGACGAGACUCAACGACAGCCAACAAAGACUUGGCUCGGGCCGACCUUCCGACCGCUUUCGAUGAUCUCGACGCCCUCGUCUCCUCCUUUGCUCGACAGGGCCUAAGUGUCAAAGACAUGGUUGCCCUCUCUGGUGCCCACACUAUAGGCCAAGCACAAUGUGUCACGUUCCGUAACCGCAUCUACAACGAGACCGACAUCGACGCGGGGUUCGCAAGCACACGGCGAAGGCGGUGCCCUUCAGCGGGCGGCAACACCAACCUCGCCCCGCUCGAUUUGGUCACGCCGAAUUCGUUCGACAACAACUACUACAAGAAUCUACUGCAGCAGAAGGGGCUCCUGCACUCAGACCAGGUUCUGUUCAACGGAGGCGCGACCGACGACAUUGUGAGGGGUUACAGCACGAACAGGGCCGCGUUUUACGCCGACUUCGCAGCAGCGAUGGUGAAGAUGGGGGACAUUAGUCCGUUGGCAGGCGCGGCUGGCGAGAUUAGAAAGAUCUGCGGAUUAGUUAACUAAGA